AUGGCGCACGCUACUGCUCUUCAGGCUUCGAUCCAGACGCCCGUCGCUUCGCUGUCUGGAGCGAGUUCCACCAAGGUCGUGGCAUCGUCGCCACGAGUCUUCUUCCAUGGAACCCAGCUCCACGUGAAGCAGACCGCCGCUCGCCGCGCCGCGGCCGCCAGCGUUGCAGUGCGCGCGGAGAAGGUCCUGUUCCCCAAGGAGCUGGAGGAGCCGGAAUCUCCGCCGCUCAACACGUACAAGAACAAGGAGCCGUUCAUCGGCACCGUGGUGUCCGUCGAGCGGAUCGUGGGCCCCAAUGCCACGGGCGAGACGUGCCACAUCGUCAUCGACCACGAGGGCAAGAUGCCGUACUGGGAAGGCCAGAGCUACGGCAUCAUCCCUCCCGGCGACAACCCCAAGAAGCCCGGCACGCCUAACACGGUGCGCCUCUACUCCAUCGCGUCGACGCGCUACGGUGACGACUUCGAUGGCCGCACGGGGUCGCUGUGCGUGCGGCGCGCCGUGUACGUGGACCCGGAGACGGGCAAGGAGGACCCCUCCAAGAAGGGUAUCUGCUCCAACUUCCUCUGCGACGCCAAGCCCGGGGACAAGCUCACCAUGGUUGGUCCGACGGGCAAGGUGAUGCUGCUGCCGGAGAAGGACCCCAAGGCGACGCACAUCAUGGUGGCCACGGGCACGGGUAUCGCGCCGUACCGCGGGUACCUGCGCCGCAUGUUCAUGGAGGACGUGCCGUUCAAGUUCAGCGGGCUCGCGUGGCUGUUCCUGGGCGUGGCCAACACGGACAGCCUGCUGUACGACGACGAGUGGAAGGAGUACCUGCGCCUCUUCCCCGACAACUUCAGGUACGACGUGGCUCUGAGCCGUGAGUCGAAGAACAAGAACGGAGGCAAGAUGUACAUCCAGGACAAGCUGGAGGAGUACGGUGAGGAGAUCUUUGACCUGCUGGACAAGGGUGCGCACAUCUACUUCUGCGGGCUCAAGGGGAUGAUGCCCGGCAUUGUGGACACGCUUAAGAGGGUGGCCGCCUCAAGAGGGCUAGACUAUGAGGAGUUCUCCGGCAAGCUCAAGAAGAACCACCAGUGGCACGUGGAGGUGUACUAA
Closterium sp. Naga37s-1 is the source of this 1101-nucleotide messenger RNA. Lineage: Eukaryota; Viridiplantae; Streptophyta; Zygnematophyceae; Desmidiales; Closteriaceae. The record is from the annotation of a GenBank genome assembly.